CCCCGCCCCCUCCUCUCCUCCCCUCAGCGGGUGUGAGCCGAGCCGCCUCGCCUCACCGCCUAGCGCCCCCCUCAGCCGCCGCUGCCGCCGCCUCCGCCCGCCGGCCAUGUCCCUCGGCCGCCGCCGCCGCCGCUCGAACGCGGCGCUCCCGCGGCCCAGCGCGCAGUGAGCGCGGGGCCCUCUCGCCGCUCGCCCGCCCCGGGGCCCCCUUGUUCUCAGCGCCGCCGCCGCCGCCGCCAUGUUGGGUUUAGAGCCGCAGCGGAGCCGCCGCCGCCGCCGCCGGUGAGGGAGGCCGAGAGCGGAGCCCGCCCCGCCCCGGGGCCCAGGGAGCGGGGCAGCCUCGGAGCCCGGCCUCUCCCCGCCAGCCGCCUUCCCGGCCCUCCCGCCGUGUGAGCCAGCGAGCGAGCGCCGGGCCGCGGCCGCGCCUUCCGCUCCCGGCCCGAGCGAGCCCGCCGCCCGUUCGUUCCCCCGCCGCCGCGGGGCCCGGCCAGAGCCUGCAGCGGAGCCCACGAGAGUCAGCGCCAUGGCGGAGCAGACCUACUCGUGGGCCUAUUCCCUGGUGGAUUCCAGUCAAGUGUCUACAUUUCUGAUUUCCAUUCUACUUAUAGUCUAUGGUAGUUUCAGGUCCCUUAAUAUGGACUUUGAAAAUCAAGAUAAAGAGAAAGACAAUAGCAGUUCUUCUGGGUCUUUCAAUGGCAACAGCACCAAUAAUAGUAUCCAAACUAUUGACUCUACCCAGGCCCUGUUCCUUCCAAUUGGAGCAUCUGUCUCUCUCCUAGUAAUGUUCUUCUUCUUUGACUCAGUUCAAGUAGUUUUUACAAUAUGUACAGCAGUUCUUGCAACAAUAGCUUUUGCUUUCCUCCUCCUCCCGAUGUGCCAGUAUUUAACAAGACCCUGUUCACCUCAGAAUAAGAUUUCCUUUGGUUGCUGUGGGCGUUUCACUGCUGCUGAAUUACUAUCAUUCUCUCUGUCUGUCAUGCUCGUCCUUAUUUGGGUUCUCACUGGCCACUGGCUUCUCAUGGAUGCCCUGGCCAUGGGUCUCUGUGUCGCCAUGAUCGCCUUUGUCCGCCUGCCCAGCCUCAAGGUAUCCUGCCUGCUUCUCUCAGGGCUUCUAAUCUACGAUGUCUUUUGGGUGUUUUUCUCUGCCUACAUCUUCAAUAGCAAUGUCAUGGUGAAGGUGGCCACGCAACCGGCUGACAAUCCCCUUGAUGUUCUAUCCCGGAAGCUCCACCUGGGGCCCAAUGUUGGGCGUGAUGUUCCUCGCCUGUCCCUGCCUGGAAAACUGGUCUUCCCAAGCUCCACUGGCAGUCAUUUCUCUAUGUUGGGCAUUGGGGACAUCGUGAUGCCUGGACUCCUGUUGUGCUUUGUCCUUCGUUACGACAACUACAAAAAACAAGCCAACGGUGACUCCUGCGGUGCCUCGGGACCUGCCAAUAUCUCUGGACGCAUGCAGAAGGUCUCCUACUUUCACUGCACCCUCAUUGGAUACUUUGUAGGUCUGCUCACUGCAACCGUGGCGUCCCGCAUUCACCGAGCGGCCCAGCCCGCCCUUCUCUAUUUGGUGCCAUUCACCUUAUUGCCGCUCCUCACGAUGGCCUAUUUAAAGGGUGACCUUCGGCGAAUGUGGUCUGAGCCAUUCCACUCCAAGUCCAGCAGCUCCCGAUUCCUGGAAGUAUGAUGGAUCCCAGAGAGUGACCAGAAUGACCAUCUGAGUCCUUUUCUGUCAACGCGUGGUUUUGUUUCCUCUUAGAGCUGGCCUGGUACUUGGAGAUGUACCUGUAUAGGGAACUGACGUGUGACUGGAUUUUGCGUUUGCAGGGAGCUUGUUUGCAGGAGCGAGGUGCUGGAGCCCUGCUUGGUUCUUUCUCUUCCUGCCGUUGUAGAGGCGGAUCCCCUCCUGAAGUGACAGGCCCUCCCCAGCGCUCCUUCCUCCCCCGUUUUUAUGAACCUGCACCAGACUGUUACCUGUGGGGGAUGGAGAUAUGACUGCUUAAAACUGACCACGGCGAGGAGUCGUUCUAUACCUUUUGAACACUAAAAGGAUGAAAAAUAUUAGCAAACCGAAGUUUCUUCAGUGAACCCUCAAGAACUUUGGGACCAGUUUCCUAUGGGGGACUCCGUUUCAGAGAACUAAGACAGAAGAGCUUCUGUCGUUAUAUUCUUUCCUUUUUCUGGAUUUAUUAAAUAUUUUCUGUGGUGUGAAGUGACUUAUUAAAUCCACAGACAUUGAGUGACUUCUUACAACAUACACAAGAAUUUGUUGUAAUGAGUUCAUGUCCACCCAGAUGUUGUGUUGGCAGUGAACAAGGGCACGGUUUUUAUACAUACACACACGCACACAUCAAUAUAUAUGAAUAAACAAGAAUUAAAACCUGCUAAGAUCAUGCUGUGUAGCAGACAGGGACUUGCUGUAAUUUUUAGCAUGUAGAGCAGUUUACUCCGGCUUCCUUGUAUAUGGAUAUGCUGCUGUCUCUCCCCUCCACAACUGAACGUGCAGUUAAAAACCAGUAUAGUAUUCGUACUGAUAUACUCAUGGACUUUUGGGGGCUCGCAUUUGGUUUUGAUCAGUGUAGCCAAUUAGGGAUGAAAAGUUCAAACUUUUUGGCCCUUUUUUUUUGUUUUGUUUUUACAGGCUUCUCCCUUGCAGGGUUUUUAGUAGUUUCUUCUUGAACCAAUGCAUGUAAUAUAGCAGCAGGUGUCUUUGUGCUUUCUGAUCAUAGUAAUGUACUACUUGUAAAUACAUUUUUCUAUUUUCUAUUGUUUUUGUAUUUUUUUUUUUUUUUGGCCUUUUGUUUCAUUGGUGUGCUGUAUUCUCCAUGCCCUCACUCCUUGAAGAAAAAAAAAGGAAAAAGCAACAUGAUCCUGUCCUUGCUGUUGUGAUUAUAGUCUUGGUUUACCUGUGGUGACAACUGGGUAUUGGGGACAAAUGUCAGAUGCCCCUCUGAGCUGGGCCCUACGUUCCAGGCACGGCAAGCUGCUCUGUCCCCUUAGCAUUUGACCGUGUGCUGUGGUCUUUGCUGGAGAGCCAGCGUUCUGGUAGUAACUAGUGUGAUCAUGUCAGCUUGCUUUUGUCUCAGCAGCCCCGGCCUGAUAAAAAAUGGCCCAUUGUAGAGGCUGAGAGAAGCCUGGCUACUUGACAGCAGAGGUGGGAGGAGGGCCCACAUGUCCUGCUCUCUCCCUUCAGCAGGUGACCUGCCUCUGCUUUGACCUGUGCAAUGAACCGGUGUGCUGUGCUUCCCCGUGGACAGAGCUCAUAGGCGGUGCGUGUCACGUGGUCAUGGGGUCAUAAAGUGAUCAGGACGGUGCGUUCCUCUGUUGUGUCUUCAAAUUCUGCUGAGGGCUGUUUUUGUUUUUUGUUUUGUUGGUUUUGUUUUUGUUUUUUAAUAAAUGACUCCUUUCUA
Molecule: messenger RNA, 3401 nt
Organism: Mirounga angustirostris (Northern elephant seal)
Lineage: Eukaryota; Metazoa; Chordata; Mammalia; Carnivora; Phocidae
Gene: SPPL3
Product: signal peptide peptidase like 3
Exons: 11
Coding region: 524-1678 (384 amino acids)
Biological process (GO): membrane protein proteolysis
Cellular component (GO): lumenal side of endoplasmic reticulum membrane; cytoplasmic side of endoplasmic reticulum membrane; Golgi-associated vesicle membrane
Molecular function (GO): aspartic endopeptidase activity, intramembrane cleaving
Source: RefSeq, a predicted model, not a curated record